Molecule: messenger RNA, 1521 nt
Organism: Protobothrops mucrosquamatus (brown spotted pit viper)
Lineage: Eukaryota; Metazoa; Chordata; Lepidosauria; Squamata; Viperidae
Product: dynein regulatory complex subunit 6
Exons: 11
Biological process (GO): SCF-dependent proteasomal ubiquitin-dependent protein catabolic process
Cellular component (GO): SCF ubiquitin ligase complex
Molecular function (GO): protein binding
Source: RefSeq, a predicted model, not a curated record
GAUCAAUUAAUCAGACAUGUGGCAGAAAGUUGUUCAGCUCUCCUUCAUUUGGAUUUAUCUCACACGGACAUUUCAAACGGAACGCUUGCACUGCUGCCUAGGUGCUUCCCCAAUCUACAGUUUUUAAGCCUCGCGCACUGCAGGAAAUUCACCGACAAAGGCUUACACUACCUGGGCAGUGGACGAGGAUGUCACAAGCUCCUGUAUCUGGAUAUUUCAGGCUGCCUCCAGUUAACGGUGGAAGGCUUCAGGAAUAUCGCGAAGAGCUGCAGCAGGAUCCAGUGCCUGACAAUUAACGAAAUGCUGACUCUUACCGACAGAUGCAUUCAAGCUUUGGUGCCAAAGUGCCCGAGGAUUGAGUCGGUCGAAUUCAAUGAAUCUCCACACGUGUCCGACGUUGGUUUCCAAGCUCUGGACGCCUGUCAACUGGUCAAAAUGAAGAUCCAAGGGAGUAAUCGUGUUACGGAUCUCACAUUCAAAGUCAUGAGCAAAUUCUGGCCCCGAAUGAAUCAGAUUUGUGUAGCCAAUUGCCAGAGAAUAACAGAUGUAGCCCUCAAGUUAAUUGUACCGCUGGACCAAAUUGUUAUCCUCAACCUAUCCGGCUGCACAAGAAUCGGUGAUUCGGGAAUAAAAUCAUUUGUCGACGGUCGUUCAGCUCCCAAAUUAAAAGAACUCAAUUUGGCUAAUUGUUACCACAUCUCUGACAUUGCCCUCGUGAAAAUAUCUGAAAGGUGCCCGAAUCUCAUUUAUUUGAACUUGCAUAAUUGCCAACUUGUGACGGAUACGGGGAUUCAGGCUAUGACAGCGAUGGCUUCAUUAGCCUAUCUCAAUAUUUCACGGAUAGGCGUCACUGAUCAGGGUUUGGAGAGCCUUGGCAGACAUUUGAAAAUUAAGGAGAUUAUUCUGUCGGAGUGUAGGCUGAUUUCUGACACAGGAAUGAAGGUAUUGUGUACUGAAUUGAAAAAACUAGACUACGUUGAUUUGUCCUUCUGUCGGCACAUAUCAAAUGCUACAUUAAAAAAUUUGUCGUUAAAUUGCCGCAGACUCACCUGUCUCAUUAUGGUGGGUUGUAUCAAGAUCAACGAUUCAGGGAUCCAGUUAAUAGCUUCGGGGUGCAGUUUCCUGCAUUAUCUGGAUAUUUCGGGUUGCAAAAAUGUUACCGACAAAACACUAAAAAACCUGGCCAAAGGCUGCCUGCAACUCCGGAUACUUAAAAUGUUGUACUGCGCAGGCAUUACCCGUCCGGCCGUUUUAAAUUACGCCCCGAGGCUCCAGAAAUACGAAUACAACGACGACGAACCGCCUCUGUGGUUUGAUUAUGGCAUCAGCGGCGACGAAUUGAUGAUGCCGAAGAAACUGAAGAAGCACCGGUACAGCACGGUGGUGCCGAGACCCAGCAUCGUGGGGAUUUCGGGAGAAAAAGACUUGGAACACGCCAAGCUUCCGCUGAUUGAAACCGUAACCGAACAAGCCGUGGAAGAAAGUUUGAUCUCACCGGGAAGCCUGGCAGAAGAUCCCUAA